Molecule: messenger RNA, 1649 nt
Organism: Silurus meridionalis
Lineage: Eukaryota; Metazoa; Chordata; Actinopteri; Siluriformes; Siluridae
Gene: nudt19
Product: nudix (nucleoside diphosphate linked moiety X)-type motif 19
Exons: 4
Coding region: 203-1363 (386 amino acids)
Cellular component (GO): mitochondrion
Molecular function (GO): hydrolase activity, acting on acid anhydrides, in phosphorus-containing anhydrides
Source: RefSeq, a predicted model, not a curated record
CCAAUCCGCACAUACUUAUAAUUAGUAGACUAUAUAGAUAUCACGCCCUGUUCCCCUUAAUGUGUUCAGCGACGUAAUAAGUGGACUAGUGCGUGAUUUGGGACUCGGUACGAUCCGGUGAACUUUAGGUGGUCAAAAGGGGCUGAAGGAGUCGAUUUGAUUCAAGCGUAGGGAGUCGAUUCCAGAAUUUCUGCAGCUGAAGAUGAACUCUGCUUUAAAGCACUGGAAGGAAGCGGCCACAGUCAUCCUUGCUGCUGGAAGCAAAUACAAGCGGAGCGUUGAGUCUCUUUGGAGAGAAACUCCUGCAUUUGGAUCAAGUUCAAAACCCAAACCAGGGUUCGACUAUGAGGUCCUGCUGCUCAAACGGAGCGGGAAAAGUGGCUUCAUGCCCAACGCUUACGUGUUUCCAGGUGGAUUAGUGGAACCUUCAGACUUCUCCAAUGAGUGGUUGGAGGUCUUUAAAGCUUUCACACACUUGCCCAAGUUUGGCAUCGCGACAGUCAAGCAGCCGCAGGAGACCAGACCUCCAAUGUUCUCCACUGACCGGAAGCAGCUCGGCUCUCCCAUCCCGGGGGACGUGGCGUUCAGAAUCUGUGCGGUCAGAGAGACCUUUGAGGAAGCAGGGGUUCUCCUGGUGGUUCCCAAGAACCAGGCGAACACUCUGGACACUGAGGAACACGACAAGGCGCUGACAGGGCUGUCCGAUCGCUGGGACAAAACUCUGAUCGCUAAAUGGAGAUCGCUGGUCCUGGAGAACUCGUCAAAUUUUAUCCAGAUGUGCAAAGAGCUGGAGUGUUUACCCAACAUCUGGGCUCUGCACGAGUGGGGGAACUGGCUCACCCCCAGGAGCACGUCGCAGAAGCAGAGACGCUACGACACUGCGUUUUACAUGUGCUGCUUAAAGGACAAACCGGAAACACUGCAGGACCAGAGGGAGAUACAACUCUACAAGUGGUCUACACCACCUGAAAUACUUCACAGCUACAGAGAACGAGACCUCUGGAUUGCGCCACCUCAGUUCUACGAUAUCGGACGAAUGUUGAACUUUUCUUCACUAAGCGACCUUCACGACUUCGCCAGACGGAGAUCGACGGAAGGCUGCGAGAGAUGUCUACCUGUCAUCAUAAGGACUUCAGACUGCCACAUAUCUCUCUUACCAGGAGACAGUUUGUACCCGGAGGAACCCGACAGGAGCGUGUCUACAGAGAAGAGUCUUGAGGAGGUCCAGAAGGACAGUCGGGAUCUUCAUCGCAUCGUGAUGCGUGAUCCUUAUGAAAGCUCUGUUUAUAUUAACAUCACACCUAAAUACAAACAUCUAGCUCCUCUUACCACCUCAGAGUCCAAGCAGGACAGCAAGCUCUGAAGAACAGAUGAACUUCUGUGCUUCUACUAUUCUAUAUAAAUAUUGUAAGGGGAAAAAAUGUGUUAUUAGAAACAUGGAUGUGAUGAAAACGUAGUCCCUGUGCCUGUAGGGUUCAAAUCAAUCACGCCAAAAUAUCAGCAAUAUUGUCGACUUGAUGGAAAGUAAAUUGGAGAUUAUAAACACUUACUAGUGUGUGGUAGGAUUCCUGUCUCAUUUCCAUCUCCUGGUCAGUGUGAAUAGUGGAUUGUGAUUGGCUGGAAGUUCAUGCAUGAAUAGUGGAUUGUGA